Messenger RNA from Drosophila bipectinata, 2129 nucleotides. It is a transcript of the gene Vps33B, whose product is annotated as vacuolar protein sorting 33B. NCBI's taxonomy places the organism in Eukaryota, Metazoa, Arthropoda, Insecta, Diptera, Drosophilidae. Gene Ontology annotation, cellular component: vacuole; CORVET complex. Gene Ontology annotation, biological process: intracellular protein transport; vesicle-mediated transport. The record is from RefSeq and is a predicted model, not a curated record.
AACACGAAAGCACAACAAAUAACAAUAUUCAGUGGAAUGUAAGAAAUAACAAUAAUUAAUUAUUGAAGUAUUUUUCCACCCUGGCUGACUAACAAGAUGCAAUGGAGUUAACGCUGGAGAAAAAGUUGCAGGGAUUUCAACUGGUGGCCCAGGAAAAGCUGCAAGCCAUAUUGUGUUCCAUUCCUGGAAAAAAAGAGCUAAUCUUGGAGCCAGCACUUAUCAAGCCCCUGGAACAUGUAUGCACAGCAUCCUGGUUGAAGUUGAAAGGAAUCCAGAGAAUCUACAAACAUGAUGCUGCCCAGAGCCUCCCUCGAUCGGCCGACCAGGUGCACAUCUACAUGAUCCGCAGUGUCUUGGGCACAUUCACCACACUGAUGCAGCAGCUACAACCUCUGGCUCUGGCGGAGGUGCCGGACAUCUCCAUGAAGAUGUAUCAUAUAGUGUGCGUUCCCAGCUGCUACUCAUACUUUCAAACCCUCUUGGAGCAGAUGGGACUCUGGGGUCUGGUGCAACUGCAUCACUACAAUUGGGAUUUUAUCUACUUCGAUCAAGGAGUGCUGAGCCUGGAGUUACCGAACCUGUACGAGUGCGUCUAUCUGCAAGGAAACACCUCGCCUUUGCCGCCUGUGGCUCAAAGUCUGAGGGUGCUGCAAAUGGUGUCUGGCCGUCCACCCGUGAUUCUCUCCUAUGGACACCACUCGGCGCAGUUAGUGGAUAUGAUUCACGCGCUGGGUAAACUGCCAGAGCCCACCCCCUCGGCAGAAUACGGCGCCUGGCUAAUCAUCGACAGGGACAAGGACUAUCCAGCCAGUUUGCUAACACCAGCAAUUUAUGCAGGUCUUCUCCUCGAAGUUUUCCAGCAACGAUCUGGUGAAGUACUGGUGGACAACUCAAAAAAUAAAAUCAGUGACCAACGCGUGGAGUUGCUUCAAGGAAGGACACAGAUAAAGAGUUUGGCCCAGUCCCCGAAGCCUUGCUCUAUUCGCCUGAACUCCACUGCCGAUGAGAUUUACGGGGACAAUCGAUACAAGCACUUCGCUCAAGUUAGCAGCUUAAUUCGCGCCCAAGUCAAGGCAUUAGGCUUGGAGCUCCAAAAGUUAAACGACAUGAAACUGGAGGAGAUGCACGACUACGUGGCCAGGAAGCUGCCCAAACUCACCGAGCUAAAAUCAAAAGUACUUCGACAUCUUAAUGCGAGUGAGAUUGUGAUAAAAAUGAUGGGAAACUUUCGAAAGCUGCAAACUCUGGAGGAGGAUAUUCUCAAUAACGUGUCGAGGAAAAAAUUGCUGGGCGAGAUUGAUGAACUGCUCACCACCGAUGGCCAACGUUUCAACACGCUCCGCUUACUGUGUCUACUUCACCAUUGUGCCGGAGUAGCCCCAGAAGAAUUACAGAUGUUUGCCAGGAACUAUUGCAAUCUGGUUGGUCACCAAGAAUUGAGUGUAUUCCAGCGACUGGCCCAGGCAGGAUUGUUGCCUCAUCUUCUGCCCGAGAAGAAAGCACCAACGAAGCUACUCUCCAACCUGCCGCUUCCCAAGUUCCAGCAAACUGAAUUUCAAGCCAAUGCUAAUCGCUUACGGCUUCUUACAUCUUUUGGCGACGGUCAGGAUGGCGGUGGUUCUUCCAAAAAUCAGGCUUCCAACAUGCAAUCCUGUCCCAGUUUCGUUUUCAACGGCACCUAUAUCCCUCUAGUGGCGCAGCUUUGUUCGAUUCUCCUAAAAAGUAACAAUGCGGAUGAAGUUUCUACAAAGUUGACCAUGAUUGAUGGACUUACCCUGCACUUGGACAGCGGGAAAACUACUCCAAAGGCCUAUGCCACCCAAAUAAAAACUACCAGCAGUACCCACCAGGAUGUUUUCCCCCUGAAACUUAGGAAUCUCUUUAUUUUCGUUGUGGGAGGAGCCAGUUACGCAGAGAUCGCCGCCUGUGAUUUUGUGGCCAAGCAGACAGGAGCACAGAUUACGGUAGCCUCUGAUUCCCUAAUGGCCGGCAGUGAUUUUAUUGCCGCCGCUUUUAAUAAUUGACCAAUAUUUAAGUUACUAAUAUUUACAGACAAAUUUGGAACUUGCGUUGUAUAUUUUGUAACACAUCCCAUAAUUCUCUUUGUUAUAAAUGACUUUAACUUUUUA